Molecule: messenger RNA, 1038 nt
Organism: Dufourea novaeangliae
Lineage: Eukaryota; Metazoa; Arthropoda; Insecta; Hymenoptera; Halictidae
Gene: Rab23
Product: ras-related protein Rab-23
Exons: 6
Coding region: 1-723 (240 amino acids)
Molecular function (GO): GTP binding; GTPase activity
Source: RefSeq, a predicted model, not a curated record
AUGCGGGAGGAAGAACUCGAGAUAUCACUCAAGGUGGUGAUAGUCGGUAACGGCGCCGUAGGGAAAUCAUCGAUGAUCCAGAGGUUUUGCAAGGGAACGUACACGAGGGACUACAAGAAAACGAUCGGCGUCGAUUUUCUCGAGCGGGAGAUCGAGGUGGACGGCGAGGACGUGAGACUGAUGCUGUGGGACACCGCGGGCCAGGAGGAAUUCGACGCAAUCACCGCGGCUUAUUAUCGCGGCGCCCAUGCCUGCGUCCUCGCUUAUUCAGCCACCGACAGAGAUUCCUUCGACGCCAUACCUUCGUGGAAGCUGAAGGUGGAGAACGAGUGCGGCGAGAUUCCCACGGUACUCGUGCAAAACAAAAUGGACCUGGUUGAUCAGUGCGUCAUUGAUCCGGACGAGGCCGAGAGGCUAGGUCGCGCGCUCGGCUGCAAACUACUCCGUACCUCCGUGAAAGAGGACGUCGGUGUCGUAGGCGUCUUCCGGCACCUGGCGUCGCGAUGUCUCCACGAGAUGCGACGUUGCGACGACGAUUACCAGGACGACCUGAGACUGUAUUCGUCCGGGCCUAGAUCUCCAUCUGUAAUAAGUGCUUUUAGUCCAAACGGAUCCACGUGUGGUCGGAGUACAGGGAAUGGUACGAUUGUUUUACGGCCGGGUGCCAAGACAAAAAACCACAAGAAGAGGAAUUUCGUGAAAAACGCCUGUAGGCUGCUUUAGUCUUUGCGUGGAUAAAUAUGUGGUGAAGCUUCCCUACGAAUUAAUCUCUAACCGUGUACAGACUAAUUAUUCGGAUUUAUUAGUGAAUAGAAGCAAAACUAUGUAUUCCGUGCCGGUGAUUGGUACGACGACAGUUGACCACGUAAGGCGCAACUGAAUACAUCAGGGUAAUCACGAUAUUGAAAAUGAACGCACAGUAUAUACAUGGUUCAUUAUCUUCGAACAGUAUUGAUAUAUCGAUCAAUUUACGAUACACGAUCGCUUCGAUAAAUCGAUUAUCAAUACGCACUAGCGUUUAACAUCGAAAAACCGAGA